UUCAGGCGUUCGCUGUCGACAGCCCUCCACGAGACGGACUGGGGGCUUGACAAUGGCUCGGCGCAGGCGCAGUCGGCGAGGGUUCUGCCGGGCUGGGGCGCGUUGACGCGGAGCGGCGGCGGCCAUGGACGACGAGGAGGAGACGUACCGGCUGUGGAAGAUCCGCAAGACCAUCAUGCAGCUCUGCCAUGACCGUGGCUACCUGGUGACCCAGGAUGAGCUGGACCAGACACUGGAAGAGUUCAAGGCCCAGUUUGGGGACAAGCCGAGUGAAGGGCGGCCACGGCGCACAGACCUCACGGUGCUGGUGGCCCACAACGACGACCCCACUGACCAGAUGUUCGUCUUCUUUCCAGCCUGGAAAGAGAGCACACCCCCCCCCCUUUCACUGCAGACGACGACAUUGAUCUCUGACUUCUCUGAGCACUUUUUCCAGCUUCCUUCUCCUCGAUCCCCUUCCCCAGUUUUUCUUCCUCGGCUGUGUUCUCCACCAGGAUCGUCACAGGCCUCCCAGGGGGGCCCCCAGACCCCUCAUGACCUGAGACUCACCUGUGUCCUGUCUGGCCCCCACCCAUCAGCCCAGCCUCCAAUCUCCCAAGCCUCCCGUUCCCUGCAGCCCCUUCCUGUGCUGCUGCAGGGUUCUGGCCCCGUCCCGGGCCCCGUCCGUGCCCCUCGCCGAGCUCGGGUGCCACCUCUUCCAGGUCGAGCGAAGAGCCCACCAAAGGGUGUCCUGGGCCCCCUGUGUCCCUCUGUCUUAGCACCUGCUCCACUGAGGCAGCCCGACUCUAAGGCACAUAAGGGUCGGGAGGCCGUGUUGUGGGGUGAGCACUUGGGGGCCUAGCCCACUGCCUGGAAUCAAGGGGGGUGGCACACGUUUACAGAAUGGGCCCAGCUGGUGCUUUGACAGGAAGCGUCCCCGUGUGUGAGGCGUGGUUAUUGGAGGCAUUGGUGCUUAACCGCCUGCGUCCCUGUGGCGCUGUCUCAGCCUCCUGAGACUGGGGGCGUCCGUGUUCUCCCGUGGGCCAUAGCUCAGGACUGGGGUUCCUGCCGUGUUGGUCCACACAGCAUCCCCGACCUGGCGGCUUGAGCGUCCACGACCGCUCCGCUCCCAGCGCCGGAGGCACGAAGUCUGAUGCCAGGUAUCAGCGGGGCUGGUGGUCUGUGAGGUGUCUCCUGGCGUGUGGGUGGCCGCCUUCUCCCUGUGUCCUCACACGGCCGCUUGCUCUUUGCGUCUGUGUCUUCGUGUCCUAGAAGGACAGCAGUUGGUUGGAUUCGGGUCUGCCCCGAUGACCUCGCGUAAAUUUAGCGUUGUUUCCAAGUGCAGUCACGUUCGAGGUAUUGGGGGUUGGGACUCUAACGUAAGGGCUCGGGGGGGACACGACUCAGCCCACGAUACUGCCCGUCGGUGGAGCGAGGGUCUCAGGAGGGUGCCAUGAUGGGGCAGCGGGCAGGGGCCUGGCCGGGAGCCCCACGUGGGUCCUGGCACCAGGGGCUGCCCGUCUGCUGGGCUCCUGGAGCCCAGAGGUCCCAUAGCGGCAGGCUCUGGGCCUGUGCGCCGUGGUGACCCGGCACCCCACCGGCAGUGCAGGGACGGGAGGUAGUCUCCGUGGUGGGACGUCGGGCUCCCGUAGACCAGACGAAGCGCUUGACGUGGGCGUUCCCAAACCCUGGAACCACUGAGGCCCCGGACCACAUGAGUCCCAGAUCCUACUUCCAGGAAGGGGUCCAGUAAGUCCGGGGUGCCAGGCCCCUUUCAGCUCCCCAGGUGACGUGGAGGCGGCCAGCCCCCUGCUCUGGGAGCCAGCAGCCAGGUUCCUGUCGUGCGUGUGGGGAAGCUGAGGCCUCAGAGAGAAGGGGCCGUUCCGGAGUGGCACAGGGACCCCUCGGCAAGGCAGAGCUAGCACCCGGGUGCCCGAGAGGGCGAGGGAGCCGGGCCCGCACGGCGAGAGGGGCCCCGGCAGUGCAGACCGCCGUGCGUUCUGU
Messenger RNA from Felis catus (domestic cat), 1983 nucleotides. It is a transcript of the gene POLR2E, whose product is annotated as RNA polymerase II, I and III subunit E. Gene Ontology annotation, molecular function: DNA binding; DNA-directed RNA polymerase activity. Gene Ontology annotation, cellular component: RNA polymerase II, core complex; RNA polymerase I complex; RNA polymerase III complex. The transcript has 3 exons. Gene Ontology annotation, biological process: DNA-templated transcription. The record is from RefSeq and is a predicted model, not a curated record. Bases 125 to 841 code for a protein of 238 amino acids. Lineage: Eukaryota; Metazoa; Chordata; Mammalia; Carnivora; Felidae.